This is a messenger RNA of Spodoptera littoralis (African cotton leafworm), 525 nucleotides long. NCBI's taxonomy places the organism in Eukaryota, Metazoa, Arthropoda, Insecta, Lepidoptera, Noctuidae. The record is from the annotation of a GenBank genome assembly.
AUGGCGAAAAGGAUUUCACAAAGCGCUGUAAACUGGGCAGCCCUUGCGGAAAGGGUCCCGGCCGAACAGAAAGCUCAUCUUGCAGCUUUCAAAAUUAAGUCGGACUCUUACCUCCGAAGAGUUUUGGCCAACCCCCCUGAACCUCCAAAGAUCAACUGGGCGGCUUACAAGAAUGCUGUGCCCAUCCCCGGUAUGGUGGACACCUUCCAGAAGCAGUACGAAGCGUUGAAGGUCCCUUACCCCGCCGACACACAGACGGCUCAGGUUGACGCUCAAUGGGCUGAAGUCAAGAAAGGUAUCGAAGCCUUCAUCCAGGAAUCUAACGCUAACAUUGCCAACUACCAGAAACAAGUUAGUGAGAUCAAGGCCCUCCUGCCAUAUGAACAGAUGACCAUGGAAGACUUCCGUGAUGCUUACCCAGAAGAGGCACUCGACCCCAUCAACAAGCCUACCUUCUGGCCACACACUCCUGAUGAGCAACUCGACUAUGUUGACCCUGACAAGCCAGCACAUUCCGGUCACUAA